AUGUCUCUCCUCAAUUCUUCAAUUCCAAUUAUAUUCAAUCAGUUGUAUCUGAAUGGAGCGUAUAGCGCCUCUCAUUCAUCCGAGUCCAUUUCCAUCCUAAACCCGAAGGACAACACACUUGUCGCAGAUGGAAUUCCCAUUGCGGACGAUGUCGAUGUCGACAACGCCGUAAGGUUCGCUGAAGCAGCAUUCAAUGGUCCUUGGUCGAAGUUUAGUGCUACUGAGCGCUCGGCCUGUUUUCAUCGAUUGAUCAAUCUGCUCGAAGAGAAGUUGCCUGGAAUUCUGCGUCUUGACUCUUUGACGACGGGGAACCCGGUCUCACUCAUUCCGACCCGAGAGAGCAACUACAUUCGGAACUGUCUUUUAUACUAUGCGGGUUGGACAGACAAGCAACGCGGGGAUUACUUCCCUGACGACGACGGGUUCGUAAAGCUUGUCAGGCAUGAGCCUAUUGGUGUAUGUGUUGCCAUCAAUCCUUACAAUUCACCAGUGGCAUCCCUUUUCAUCAAAGCUGCACCAUGUCUGGCAACCGGAAAUGUACUCAUUGUGAAGCCAUCGGAAAAGAGCCCGUUAGGUUCCUUGGCAGUUGCAGCACUUUUUGAGCAAGCGGGAUUUCCACCUGGUGUCGUUCAGGUCUUGACAGGCGAUGGCAGUACAGGGGCGCGGCUUGCCAGCCAUAUGAGAAUCAGCUUCACUGGAAGCGUUGCGACCGGAAAGAAAAUCCAAGUUGCUGCAGCUCAAAGCAAUUUAAAGCGGGUCACAUUAGAGCUUGGUGGCAAAAGCCCGGCAGUGAUAUUCGAGGAUGCCAACCUGGAAAAUGCAGUUACAUGGACAAUCAACGGAAUCUUAGCGCGAACAGGACAAGUUUGUGUCGCGGCAUCUCGUGUCUACGUCCAGCGUUCAAUCGCUUCCAAAUUCAUCGACCUAUAUUGUGCGCGGAUGAAGGAUGCAGUAAAAGAUAUCGGUGACCCCCAGGAAGUCGAGACCAAGUUUGGACCACUAGCAGAUGCCGCGGCCUUUAAAAAAGUCCAGGCGAUGAUUGCACGGGCUAAGAAUGAAUGCGAGCUGGCCGUGGGCGGAAACCGCAUUGGCGAUCAGGGGUGUUUCCUCGAACCAACUGUCUUCCUGAACCCGAAGCCAGACGCUGAAAUUUACAAAAAUGAAGUCUUUGGACCGGUCUCGGUUAUCAAGACCUUUGAUACAGAAGCUGAAGUCAUUGAAUUGGCCAAUGAUACCGAAUAUGGACUGAUGGCAGGAGUGUUCACGCGAGACAUCAAUCGUGCCAUGAGGGUUUCUUCAAAGAUAGAAUCUGGUGUAGUAGGUGUUAAUUGCGUCAGUGUGAUGAACAUCCAAGUACCUUUCGGUGGUAAGAAAGCCUCUGGAAUUGGAAGAGAAUUUGGCGAAUAUGCUUUACGAGCAUUUACCGAACCAAAGACUAUUUUGAUCAAUAUGAAUUCAUAG
Penicillium roqueforti is the source of this 1461-nucleotide messenger RNA. RefSeq names its product aldehyde dehydrogenase family protein. The transcript has 9 exons. Gene Ontology annotation, molecular function: aldehyde dehydrogenase (NAD+) activity. The record is from RefSeq and is a predicted model, not a curated record. The coding region runs from base 1 to 1461 and encodes 486 amino acids. NCBI's taxonomy places the organism in Eukaryota, Fungi, Ascomycota, Eurotiomycetes, Eurotiales, Aspergillaceae.